Messenger RNA from Ictalurus furcatus (blue catfish), 1801 nucleotides. Its product is annotated as macrophage mannose receptor 1-like. NCBI's taxonomy places the organism in Eukaryota, Metazoa, Chordata, Actinopteri, Siluriformes, Ictaluridae. The record is from RefSeq and is a predicted model, not a curated record. The transcript is spliced from 5 exons. Bases 274 to 1074 code for a protein of 266 amino acids.
UCAUCACCCUGAUUGUGUAAAUCAAUGUGUGAAAAAGUAUUUUUCAUGUUGUCGGUGACUGGUUUAUGGAAACUCAUUCAAAGUUGUUGAAAUUUCCUGUUUAUGAGAACUGACGCUGACGGCGAAUAGAUGGGAGGGGUCGAGAGAGGACGGUGAUGCUGUAUAAUAAGAGGUUUGUUAUGUUCAGGUGCAAAAGCUGAGAAGAAGAACAGAAGCACACAUUACCACAAACUCAACACACACCCUGCGUGGAGUACAGGAUUUACAUGAGAUAUGUUUCUUCUCAUUUCAGUGACCCUGCUCUUCUCAGUAGUAUGUGGUAUAGGAGCAUAUAUUCCUCAUCGCUAUCACUUUGUGAAUGAGAAUAAAACCUGGAGUGAAGCUCAGAAUUACUGCAGAGAGAAAUACACUGAUCUGGCCUCCAUCAACGACAUGGGAGAGAUGAUGAAGCUGAAUUACACACUGAAGAAGGAAACUGUAAAGAAAGCUUGGAUCGGUCUACAGAGAGAGGGCACUGGGAAAUGGCAGUGGUCUCUGGCAGACCAAACUUUCUAUAGAGACGGAGACACUUACAGAAACUGGAACAGUGGAGAACCAAACAACAACGGGGGAAAUGAGUUCUGUGUUAAUAUGCAGAAAAGCGAUGGUUUCUGGAGCGAUUACAGCUGUAAUAAUACAUUCUCUUUUGUGUGUUAUGAAGAGAGACUGGUCUUGAUUAAUCAGAGUCUGACCUGGUUGGAUGCUCUGAACUACUGCAGGAACCAUCAUUAUGACCUUGUCUCAGUGCGCUCUGAGGAGAUGCAGCUCUGGGUGAAGGAAGUGGUUCAAAACACCUCCACCGAACACGUGUGGCUCGGCCUGCGUCACGACUGCGUCCAGCGUAUCUGGUUCUGGGUUUUUGGAUCGAUGGUCUGCUACCAGGACUGGGCCCCGGGGAAUGGGACAUGGAAUGAAGACUGCAGCCAUGAGAGGAGAAGCGGAGCAGUGCAGUCUGGAGGAAAGCAGCAGUGGAUCGAACUGUCUGAGGGCUACAAACUCAACCUCAUCUGCUCUACCUAUGACGAUAUGUUUUAAUAACAUGAAGACUGAAGACAAGCUGUGGUCCUACAUCUGUAUCCAACAUCAGCAGAUCUACAGUACUGUCUCUUUUAUACUCUUGCUAUAAUGUAUCCUCUUUAUCCAGAUGUUUCAUUAUAUUUUUAAUAUUAUAUUCAGUAAAUUCCACUGUCUCCAUACAGCAUGACCUUUUCAUAUUCACAUAGUAUGUUACCUAUAUUAUACUUGCUUUUCUUAUUAAUAGAGGGUUUAGGGGCAAUUAUGGUGAAAUCUAUUUACUUGAUUUUAUACUACAGUGUGUUUGGUAUGCACAUUUCAUUGUUUUUCAUACACUUUGUCAGAAUAGGGAAAUAACACACUCAGGUAAUUUACACCCAUGCAGGAAGUUUAGAACACCUAGCCCCGCAAACAGUGAUGUUAAAAUGUUAUUAUUCAUGAUGGUGAUACAGGUGUCAUGUGAUACAUUUUUUUUUUGUGAAAUUCUCAUGUUUUCCUUUUUACAUGUUGACAAAUAGGUUCAUUAUUGAGAUUUGUGCAUAAUUACAUGGUGAUGGUUUCUAUACCUGGAAUUUCUGAGCACGUGUUUAUUAAUGUGUGAGAAUGUAGACUGUAAUGACUGAAGCCAGUUACAUUUCCUAUCAAAUAAAAUCAAUUUCAAGUAAGCAUUUUAGUGUAUCCCUGUGUUUCCUCUGUGUUACACUUCACAAACAUACACCCAAAUAUGAAGAUCUAAAGUUAGGCUCAG